AUGGACGAUGUAUCACUCCGCCAGGACGAUUCUGGGAAAGACGCAACAGCCAACCAGAUGGAGGACAACAAAAACAAUCAGACAGAGAGAGAGGCUUCAGUGCAGGAGUGUGACCCCCCUAAGAGAGACCACCUGGCGGAGGACACAGUGGAAGGUCAUGUGGUUAAGUCUGGGGCUAAUACGGAGAAAGCGCCGGAACAGGCAGCAGAGGCUAGCGUUGGAAAUGUAGAGGAGUCUCAGCCAGUAACCGACGCCAUUGUGGUUAAUGGUGAAGAGGCUUGUAAGGAAGGGGGAGGGAGAGAAGGAGGGGAGAAGGAGGAGGACAAGAAUAGAAAGGGUCAAGAGGUGGUCAAGAAUGGAGAGAUUGAGAAAGAGGAUGUGAAGGAGGACAAAGAGAAGGGGAGAGAAAAUAUUGCCAGGAAAAAGGGGAAGGGGGAAAAGAUAGGAGAGGGAAAAACAGAAAAGAAGAUAAAAGGAGAUAAAGGGAAAGACAGAAAAGUGAAGGGAGGGAAGGGAGAGGGAGAGGCAGGGAAGGGAGAGAAGGGAGAGGGAGAGAAGGGAGAGGCAGGGAAGGGAGAGGGAGAGAAGGGAGAGGCAGGGAAGGGAGAGGGAGAGAAGGGAGAGGGAGAGAAGGGAGAGGCAGGGAAGGGAGAGGGAGAGGCAGGGAAGGGAGAGAAGGGAGAGGGAGAGAAGGGAGAGGCAGGGAAGGGAGAGGCAGGGAAGGGAGAGGGAGAGAAGGGAGAGGCAGGGAAGGGAGAGGGAGAGAAGGGAGAGGCAGGGAAGGGAGAGGCAGGGAAGGGAGAGGGAGAGAAGGGAGAGGCAGGGAAGGGAGAGGCAAGGAAGGGAGAGGGAGAGAAGGGAGAGGGAGAGAAGGGAGAGGCAGGGAAGGGAGAGGGAGAGAAGGGAGAGGCAGGGAAGGGAGAGGGAGAGAAGGGAGAGGCAGGGAAGGGAGAGGGAGAGAAGGGAGAGGCAGGGAAGGGAGAGGGAGAGGGAGGGAAUGGAGAGGGAGACGGAGAGGGAGAGGGAGAGAAGGGAGCGAGAGAGGGAGGGAAGGGAGAGGGAGGGAAGGGAGAGGGAGAGGGAGAGGGAGAGGGAGAGAGAGAGGGAGGGAAGGGAGAGGGAGGGAAGGCACCGGAGAACAAGAGCAAACCAGUAAAAGAAAAGGAAGGGGCAGGAGGGGGAAAGGUUAAAGAGAAAAGCAAGGAGGUGGAGAAGCAAGGAAAGACCAAAAGAAAGAGUGGCGUGAAUCACAUCGCCUCUACCCCAUCCUCUGUGGCCCGACCCCGGAGCUCUGCCCGCUCUGCCCGGCCUUCCACUAAAAAGGACAUCAUAGCAAAGUUCCAGAAAAAUGACUCUGAGACACCGGUUGUCUGCAACUUCAAACUUCAGAGAUCAUCUAUGGCUGUGGCAAACGGGGGGUCAAUCAAACAGAAAGUGCUUUCCUGGUGUCAAAACAAAACACGCAAGUACGAGGGUGUUUCCAUAGAGAACUUCUCAUCAUCGUGGUGUGAUGGGCUGGCGUUCUGUGCACUCAUCCAUCGCUUCUUCCCGGACGCUUUCGACUUCUCAGCCCUGAGCUCAUCUGAGAGAGAGAAGAAUUUCACCCUGGCCUUCAAUACAGCAGAGACCAUGGCUGACUGCUGCCCCCUGUUGGAGGUUGGUGAUAUGAUCCUGAUGGGGAACAGCCCGGACCCGAUGUGUGUGUUCACCUAUGUCCAGGCACUCUGCCAUCACCUCUCCAAAAUAGAGAAGGAGAGGAAGGACAAGGAGGAAGAGGAGAAGAAGAGUGAAAAGAUGAAAGACGAAGAGGUAGAAACCACUGCAGAGAAGAAAGAGGAGGAGAGUGAGGAAACUGGGAAGAUAGAUGGUCAACAAGAGGAGGGAGAUGAGGGAAGGGAGAACGAAGUAAAAGACGGGAAAGAGAAUGAGAGUGAGGAGAGCUCAGCGGUAGGGAGAGAGCAAGAGGGAAGAGAAGUUAGAGGGUUAAUUGAAGCACAGGCUUAAGCUAAUGCUAAAGACAUGGGAAAGAGAUUCAAAUAAGCCACAUGAUGAAGUAUAGUUUUACAGUUUGGAACACGACAAGUGUUUAGCAUGUAUGAGCAUAACUUCUUGAAGAGUGACACAUUACUACUGUAUAUUCAAAAGCUGGCUUUGUUAAGGUUUGGGAUUAUACUCAGAAUCCAACAAUGUGUGUAAAUUGUAACCUGUUGUGACUUUUUAAACCAUAUUUAACACAUGCUGUGUUCUUUCCAAUUUCAUUAUCGUGUCUGUUGUGGAAGUUUGUGCACAGAACAAACUUUGUGGAAGUUUGUGGAAGUUUGUGCACAGAAAAAUAAAACGUCAAUGAAUUAUUUUGAUUUCUUUUUCAGAAAGACAACCUAUGUAUGUUUUUAUUAUGGGUAAAGUUAUUAAGUACGGCUGCACUGCAGCCCAAAUAAGGAUUCAAAAGGCUCUUGGGUUUACGAUGAUCUAUCUUGAAUAAAAAAUAUUUUUAAAAUGA
Oncorhynchus keta (chum salmon) is the source of this 2500-nucleotide messenger RNA. RefSeq lists its product as uncharacterized. Gene Ontology annotation, molecular function: protein binding. Gene Ontology annotation, cellular component: microtubule organizing center; filamentous actin. Gene Ontology annotation, biological process: actin cytoskeleton organization. The record is from RefSeq and is a predicted model, not a curated record. The transcript has 6 exons. Bases 1 to 2004 code for a protein of 667 amino acids. Lineage: Eukaryota; Metazoa; Chordata; Actinopteri; Salmoniformes; Salmonidae.